AAACAACAUGGCGCGUCACGAACCAGGAGAGUCUUAAAAACAACUCAGGGAAGCAGCGGCGCUAAGCUUAUUGAACGUACAGGUAUAUAAACUUAGUUUUUGCAAACACUAUUUUCUGUUUUUUUAACGAGGUCUGCAGGAACAAACCAACGGGUAAAAGAGCUGUCAAAGCGCUGUUACCAUUUAACUGACAAUCAGUCUAUGGGCUCUCAGUCCAGUUCUGGGAUGUCCGGUCGGGGCUCUGGCAACAACCCAGACCAGUCAGAACCAGAAGCCAACCAGAACGCCAAUCAGACGGGUCGUACACAGGCUGAGAGACAGUCAGGAUCUGAAGAGGACGUUGACUUAGCACAAGUUCUGGCGUACUUACUGCGAAGGGGCCAGGUACGUCUGGUCCAUGGAAGUGGAGCAACAGGCCUACAGCUUGUGCAGUCAUAUUCAGACUCUGAUGAGGACAGUGAUGGGGCUUGGGAUGGGAGGUUAGGUCAUCGAUAUGACCCUCCAGUGGAUGCUCAACCAGACACACAGGAGGUGGAUCGCAGCGAGAUCCACACUCAGAUCCUACUGGCUACUGCUUCCUCUGGCUUAAAGGGCAGACACAGUUUCACACAUAUGCUGGCUGAGCGGGAACAGGGGCGAUGUCGUGGGUCAAGUUUCUCUCAUGGAGAGUGCAGCCGUAUUCGUUCACAUUUUUUGCCCAAUCAUGUGGUUUACAAGGACACUUAUCAGCAGAAAGUAUUUUGUGGAGUCUACAGUGAUGAGGGAAAUAUGUUCCUGUCUGCAUGCCAAGACCAGAAUAUCAGGUUAUAUGACACUAGUAGGGGUCGUUUUACUCUGAAGAAGACUGUGAAGGCCAGAGACGUGGGUUGGAGUAUUCUGGAUGUUUGUUUUACACCUGAUGCACGAUGUGUGCUGUAUUCCAGUUGGUCAGACUACAUCCACGUGUGCAGUGUAGAUGGGGACAAUGAAACGCACACCGCUCUGGACCUCAAUCCUGAUGAACGGAGGUUCUGUGUUUUCUCACUGGCAGCAUCCACAGAUGGAAAAGAAAUCUUAGGCGGUGCAAACGAUGGCUGCCUUUAUGUGUUUGAUCGAGAGCAAAACAAAAGAACACUAAAGAUUGACGCUCACGAGGAUGAUGUGAACGCCGUGGCAUUUGCAGACAGUUCAUCGCAGCUGCUGUUCUCAGGCAGUGAUGAUGCUCUGUGUAAAGUGUGGGACAGACGAACACUCAGAGAGGACAGACCACAACCUGUGGGACAUCUGGCUGGACACAGAGAUGGAAUCACCUUCAUACACAGCAAGGGUGAUGCUCGGUACUUGAUCAGCAACUCCAAAGAUCAGACCAUCAAGCUGUGGGAUGUGAGGAAGUUUUCACCAAAAGAGGGACUUGCGGCUUCACGACUCGCUGUAACACAACAGAACUGGGACUAUCGCUGGCAGCAGGUUCCCCAGAGAGCACUGAAGAGGCAUAAGCUGACCGGCGACACCUCUGUAAUGACCUACAGGGGUCAUGGGGUUCUGCACACACUCAUUCGCUGCCGAUUCUCCCCUGAAUUCAGCACUGGGCAGAAGUUUAUUUACACAGGCUGUUCAACAGGCAAAAUAGUCAUCUAUGAUGUGUUGACGGGAAGCGUUGUGUGCAAAUUGUCCAAUCAUGAUGCUUGUGUGAGGGACGUCAGCUGGCACCCGUAUAACAACAACAUGGUCAGCAGUUCAUGGGAUGGUGCCAUUCGUUUGUGGGAACACACACAGAACCACCUUCUGGACAAGGACAGAGAGAGGAUGAAUGUGGAUGUGGUGGACAUGAAGAGAAAGGGCUAUUGAUGAUUUCAGAGGUAGAAGGUGCCGUAACUGGAGGAAUGGGAUAAUCGAGGGAUGCUAUAAAAAGAGAACAAAUGUUGUGCAGAGAAUUACAUUGCUGUAGUGUUAGGCCGGAUCUUCAAGUGCUGUCUGUUUGAUUCCACUUUGCUCAGGCAGUACAAAAAACAUGAUUAAAACUAUAAGGAUUGGUGACGUUUAGUUAAUGGA
Messenger RNA from Danio rerio (zebrafish), 2031 nucleotides. It is a transcript of the gene dcaf11, whose product is annotated as ddb1 and cul4 associated factor 11. Gene Ontology annotation, biological process: protein ubiquitination. The record is from RefSeq and is marked validated. Lineage: Eukaryota; Metazoa; Chordata; Actinopteri; Cypriniformes; Danionidae.